This is a messenger RNA of Sardina pilchardus (European sardine), 3480 nucleotides long. It is a transcript of the gene rrn3, whose product is annotated as RRN3 homolog, RNA polymerase I transcription factor. The record is from RefSeq and is a predicted model, not a curated record. The coding region runs from base 153 to 1991 and encodes 612 amino acids. NCBI's taxonomy places the organism in Eukaryota, Metazoa, Chordata, Actinopteri, Clupeiformes, Clupeidae. Gene Ontology annotation, molecular function: RNA polymerase I core binding; RNA polymerase I general transcription initiation factor activity. The transcript is spliced from 18 exons. Gene Ontology annotation, biological process: transcription initiation at RNA polymerase I promoter. Gene Ontology annotation, cellular component: nucleus.
GAAUGACGUGUUUCCUGUUGUGAAAACCUGAGCAUGUCGGCACAUGUGUUAUGCCCGAAAUUGUUUACUUUUUCGUUAUUUUGAAAGGAUUUUUUGUUGCCAUUUAUACCCGUCUUUAAAGUUAAACUGAGCUGAGGAUUCGAGUCAAGACCAUGGAAGUGGACGGUCGGGAAUUCCUCAACACUCCUCCUAUGAAAACAGUGCGCUUCGGCGAUACUGUUGCCAACACGUUGGCUAAAUUUAAAAAGGGUGACAAAGGAGAUUACGAAUUACUCAAGCAUCAAUUGACAGACCCUGACAUAAAAGACGCUCAGAUAAUAAACUGGCUGCAAGAAUUCAGGACGUGUGUCACUCAGUUAAACAAGGACCACGAGCAACUUAUCUACGUUGUGUUGCGACUUCCUUGGCUGGGACGGAGUCAAGCUGUGGUGGAUGAAUAUCUGUCUUUCCUGAGCAACCUUGUAUCUGCCCAGACUGUGUACCUCAGGACUUGUCUUAAAAUAGUCGUCUCCAAUUUUACGCCUGCAAGAGUGCGAAUCCGGGAUGGCGAUGUGGAUAUUUCUGACUCCGAUGAUGACGAUGAAAAUCUCCCAAGGAACUUUGAGCAUUGUCAUCAAGCCUUACAAAUAAUUUCAAGAUAUGUUCCAUCAACAAGUAGAUUCUUGAUGCCAAUUCUCACUGAUAACUUCCCUUUUGUUCAGAAGUCUUCAAGAACUCUUGAGUGUUACGUUCAUAACCUGCUAAGAAUCACAGUGUACAUCCCAACUCUGCGACGAGAUAUCCUGGAACUCCUCAUCAGUAAAAUGCUGACACUGGAUGUGAGUGCGCCCCGUGCUGAAAUCGAGGACAUGGAAGAGAACGCUGAACAGAAGAGCAUGGAGGCAUCACAGGACGAGUGCCUGUUUGAUAUGGAUGAGGACACAGACUCAGGUCUGGCCCCCUCCCCUCCGGGCUGCACAGGGAUGGCCCACCCUGUGGCUGACCGCCUGGACAUACUGAUGGGCGUCCUGCUCGCCUUCAUUAAGGAUGUGUGCCACCAGAAUGGUGUGCUGGAGCUGGAGAGGACCAAAGCUCUGUACCGGGACCUGCUGGCUGUGUUUGACAAGCUGAUUCUGCCCACGCACGCCUCCUGCCACGUGCAGUACUGCGUCUUCUACCUCUGCAGCUUCCGCCUGGGGCUGGCUGAAGCGUUUCUAGACCACCUAUGGAAACAGCUGCAGAGCCCAUCCCAGCCGUCUGUGUUGAGACAGGCAGCCGCCGGCUACAUGGGCAGCUUCCUGGCACGCGCCAAGUUCCUGCCCGUACCCACGGUGAGGGCGUGUCUGGACCUGCUGGUGCCGUGGCUCCAUCUCUACAUCGACAGCCAGGACGCCAGCUCGCGCUCCUUCUGUGACGUGACGCUCCACGGGCCCUUCUACGCCACCUGCCAGGCCAUCUUCUACACGCUGGUGUUCAGGCACAGGGCCCUCGUGGAGGGUAACAUGAAGAAAGGGCUGGCGUAUCUGCAGAGCCUGAAUCUGGAACGUAUCGUCAUGUGCCAGUUAAACCCACUCAAGGCCUGCCUGCCCGCCAUCACCAACAUGUUUGCUGCCAUCACCAGGAAGUACCAACUCGUCUUUUGUUACACCAUCAUCGAGCGCAACAACCGCAGCACGCUGCCCGUCAUCCGGAGCUCAACGGGGGGCAACUCCGUGUCGGCCAACACCAACCCUCUGGACAGCUUCUUCCCCUUUGACCCCUAUCUGCUCAAGAGGUCAGGGAAGCUGAUUGAGCCCCAAUAUCAGGUGUGGGAAGAGCCCUCCGACUGCAUGGCGGAUGCCCCGAAGAAAGAUAUCAGAAAAGCCUCGGUGGAUGAGGAGGACGACUUCCUGCGCGGCGAGACCCCCCUGGACACGGUCAUGGGCAUGACCCCCGGCUCCUACGAGGCGCACCUCCGCAGCCCCAGCAGCGUGGGCUCCCCGCCGCUCGCCUUCCUGCAGCGGCCCUUCUGAACCGCCGGCCAGCAGGUGGCGUGAUGUGGUCAUCCCCCCUGCAGAACGCUCUCAGAGACGAGGGACGCGGCAUUGAAGGUCACUCUCAGCCCUAAAGCUCGGACCUUUGUGUCACGAAAGCUCCAGUGCAAUCCAUGCCGUGUGUGCAUGCACACAUGAAUGAAUGAAUGAAUGAAUGAAUGAAUGAAUGAAUGAUUGAAGGAAUGGAUGCAUGCAUGCGUAUGAGUGUGUGUGUGUGUGUGUCUGUGUGUGUGUGUGUGUGGGUGCUCACAAAUUUGUGUGUGUGUGUUGUGUUAGUGUGUGUGUGUUGGACACUAAACCCCUAUAGACAGGUUUUGAAUGGGGAGUUCUGAUGAAAUGGGCCUGUUAAGGACACAUGUCUCUCUGAAGUCAGGUGGCCUGUCUCUGCUUGAACAUGCCCGUAUGUCCCUUCUGUCCGCCCAAGGGAUGCUUUUACUCCGGACCGUCAUGAUAUUAUGAAGAGACAUGAAUGGGGAAAUACGGUACUUUGCUUUUCACAAGCACACACACCGGCCUGAAGCUGAUGAUCUCUGGCUCCGUUUCUGGAGCUGUGAUCUGCAAAACAUGUAUGUGAAUGUUUUACAAAUGGAUCUGUAGCUGUCCUCUGCAUCUGUGGUCACUAUGAUCACCUCAAGGACGUAUCAAUCAAGGGCAAAGGUUGUGUGCCGUGCUAUUUCUGGAAUCUCAGCAUCACUGAUAUGGAGUCAGGAAUCCCUUAAAUAUGGAUACGGGAUGAUGGAGUAGGAGUCGGAAAUCCCUUAAAUAUGGAUUCGGGAUCAUGGAGUAGGAGUCCGGAAUCCCUUAAAUAUGGAUACAGGAUCAUUCAUAAGUAGCAGUCAAGGCUGGUCCAUGAUCAGCACUCUUACGCUUCACUCCUGAUGUGUAGAGAUUCAGAGAUGUAGAUAAUGUUCUGUUGAACCCGAUACAGGUAUGAAUCUGGAUUGUUAUCUCGUAGAAAUCACAUAAUGGGUAAUGCUUUAUUUAUAAAUUGUUUAUAGUUUGCUGUUAAGGUUAACAGGAUGGUUUAUAGGACUUCAUUCAUUCUGUAGUUCUUGCAACGUUUAUAACAGAGUUCACUGUUGUUAACAUGACAAUUAAUAAGACAUAAUUGUUUUAAUGAUUUUCAUAAUCAAAAAAAUAUGUAAAUAAUGGUUGACAUUAUUGUCUACUUGUAUUUUCUUUUACAAGAUAUGGGAACUAUGAAUGUAAUAUAAAAACGUUGAGUUCGUUGUAAAUCCCAGACUUCAAAUCCCUGUAACAUUGGUUGAUAUUGAUCAGCUAAAAUAUUUAUUUACAAUGUACUUUUGGAUUUACAUUCAAAUACAAAUACUUUGAUGACUGUAAAUAAAUGGUCCUGGAAAAAAACCCUUCAUGGUGCAGUCAUCAUGUUCACAAUAACCUAUGGAUGUCUUCCGAUUGCAAUGUUCUGAUUUAUCUUAAUUUAUAGAUUCUGUAACAAAUGUUGGAU